Pygocentrus nattereri (red-bellied piranha) is the source of this 4192-nucleotide messenger RNA. RefSeq names its product ubiquitin specific peptidase 48 (gene usp48). The record is from RefSeq and is a predicted model, not a curated record. Lineage: Eukaryota; Metazoa; Chordata; Actinopteri; Characiformes; Serrasalmidae. Gene Ontology annotation, cellular component: cytosol; nucleus. Bases 308 to 3463 code for a protein of 1051 amino acids. The transcript has 28 exons. Gene Ontology annotation, molecular function: cysteine-type endopeptidase activity; protein binding; cysteine-type deubiquitinase activity. Gene Ontology annotation, biological process: protein deubiquitination.
GGCAAGCUCGACUCCCGUUUUCUUACGGUUUGGAACCCAACAACAGGGGCCAGACUUCUCACUAGCUAAGCGCCCUAGUUAGAACACGAGUGCAUGGAUUGGGACGCGGCCGCGUACGUCAAACGUACGUCAGGCGUGUGCACGUACGCCUCCAACAAGUUUGAAAGUGAGGAAGGGGGAAAAAUAUAUAAUUUAAAAACAGAGAGAAGGGCGCUAAAUACAAACACACCCCGAAUAAAAUGUGAAAAAAAAAUACAAAUAUUAAAGCAGCUGCAUUAACAGAGGUUUCUGGCACAUACAAGCAAGGAUGGCUCCUCGUCUACAGCUGGAGAAAGCCGCUUGGCGAUGGGUCGAUACAGUCAAACCAGAGGACGUCACGCAGGAGCAUAUCGAGUUAGCUUACCGGAUUGCUGUACCGGCGUGCAAGAGGGGAACCUGCAGGAGGAACUGCAAAGGGAACCCGAACUGUUUAGUUGGGAUCGGGGAACAUACGUGGUUGGGGGAAAUCGACGAAAAUGCCUUCCACAACAUCGAUGACCCGAACUCUGAGCGAAGGGAUAAGAACACGUUUGUGGGCCUGACGAAUCUGGGUGCCACAUGUUAUGUAAACACUUUCCUCCAGGUGUGGUUCCACAACCUGGAGCUGCGCCGAAUGCUCUACCUGUGUCAGAACUCUAGGGCCGAAGGGCACAAUGCAGAGUCAGACUAUGAGCCGAAGACGAUAUGUGAACACCUGCAGUACCUGUUUGCGUUGCUGCAGAACAGCAACAGAAGGUACAUCGACCCCUCAGGUCUGGUGAAAGCAUUGGGGCUUGACACAGGGCAGCAGCAGGAUGCACAGGAGUUUUCCAAACUCUUUCUUUCUCUUCUGGAAGACACUUUAUCCAAGCAGAAAGACCCAAACCUCCAAAACGUGAUCCAGCAGCAGUUCUGUGGACAGUUUUCUUAUGUUACCGUAUGUAACCAAUGUGGGCGCUCGUCUGCACUACCGUCUCGAUUCUACGAGCUGGAACUCAACAUUCAAGGGCACAAAAACCUGACGGAGUGCAUUACUGAGUUCCUCAAGGAGGAGAAGUUAGAUGGGGACAACCGCUACUUCUGUGAGAGCUGUCAGAGUAAACAAAGCGCCACACGUCGGAUAAAGCUCCACAGCCUUCCACGCACACUCAACCUUCAGCUUAUGCGCUUUGUGUUUGAUAGGCAGUCUGGUCACAAGAAGAAAUUGAACACAUUCAUUAGUUUUCCAGAAGUCCUUGACAUGGCCCCAUUUUUGGAAGCAAAAGAGGAGAAGUGUACAUACGAGCUGAGUGCAGUACUGAUCCAUCGUGGCGUGAGCGCCUACUCUGGCCACUACAUCGCUCACGUACGGGACGCCCGCACCAACGACUGGUACAAGUUCAAUGAUGAAGAGAUUGAGAAGAUGGAGGGCAAAAAGCUACAGUUGGGCAUAGAAGAGGAUUUAGCUGAAACUGUCAAGUCUCAAGCUCGGAAACCGAAAUCCAGCAAAGGCUAUCACUGCUCCAGAAAUGCUUAUAUGUUAGUGUAUAAACGUCAGACAGAGGAGGAGGACCAAACUCAGAUGAACGUGGAAAUGCCAGCCUUCCUUCAGAGGCUGGUGGACCAGGACAAUAAGAAGUUUGAAGAGUGGUGCAGCGAGAUGGCCGACAUGAGGAAACAGAGCGUGGAUAAGGGCAAAGCCAAACACGUGGAGGUCAAGGAGCUCUAUGAGCUGUUACCUGCACAAGAGGGUGAGCCUUACGAAUUUGUGCCUGUGGAGUGGCUAAAGAAAUGGCUGGAUGACUCUACGGCCAUCAAGGCCAUCGACAACAGCCAGUUUUUGUGCUCGCAUGGCAAGUUGCAUCCGGACCGCAUCGGCGAAGCCAAACGCAUAUCUCACAAAGCUGCCGAGAUCCUCUUCAGCCGCUACGGUGGAGGACCCAGAAUAGACCGGUCAUUUCUGUGUGGAGACUGUGUUACCCGACGAUGCCAAGUACUCAGGCUUAAAAAUCAGCUCAAUGAAGACUACAGAGAAGUGACUAACCUCGCCAAAGCACAGCUGAAAAGUGGUGACGAAGGGUUUUGGGUCGGGAAGGCGUCUUUAAGGCAGUGGAGGCAACUGGCACUUGAACAACUGGAGGAAGAGGAGGAGGAGACCAAACACACCAACUGUAAAACCAACGGGGAAAAACCCACCAGCGCAACUACAAAAGAUGGCUUAAAAGAGAACGACGGAGAUGUCGAUGAAAUGAAGACUUUUAAUGAAGACAUUCUCUGCUGUCAUGGUGGUCUCAGCAUUCAGGAGAGUGAGAGGCGGCUGGUCUCAGCUGAAGUGUGGAGCAAGUUAAAGGUGUAUUUCCCCAAUGCUCCAGAGUUUACCCAGCAACAGGAGGCCUGCCAGCAGUGCAUGAGGCUGGAGAGAGAAGGAAAAGAGAAUGAGGCUCUGAAUCGAAUGAUGGCCAGUGAGCAGAAGACCUCGCUCCUCAACCUUUUCCAUGAGAAGAAUCGCCCAUCACUGCAGAAAUGGCCACAGGACACUGAUAUUCUGUACAUUGUUCCUUUGUUCUUUGUUGAUGAGUGGAGGAAAUUUAUUAGGAGGCCAGCAAAGUCCAACCCAGUGUCCAGUGUGGGGAACAGCAUCCUGCUGUGCCCUCAUGGAGGCUUCAUGUUUACCUACGACUCCAUGCUUCAGGGAGACGCCCAGCAUAUAGCUCUGCUCUGGCCGGCCGAAUGGGAGGUGGUCUGCAGGCUCUUCCUGGUGGACCAGCCAAUCUCCAUAUGCAGGAUUCAUGACGCAACGCAAGACAACGGAAAUGUGCUAUACCACACACAACCUGAGCUGUGUCGAGAAUGCCGGGAGGGCUUCAUAUUCCAGCAGCAGAGGGAUUUGCGGGAGUACGCACAGGCUACUGUUUAUGUGCGGAAGGUCAUUGACAACAAGAGGAUGAUUAAAGAAGCUGCUCCCGAGUUCAGUAUGAGCGGCUCUGAGGCAGAGGAUGAGAAAGAAGAGCCCAAAGUGGAAGGAGAGAAAGACCCAGACUUCAACCAGUCUGAGGAUGGGGCCAAGAGGCAGAAGAUGAGUGAGGGAAGUUCCACUGUGGCUCUCUCCUCUGGCCCUGCAGCCACCACUGCUGCUGUGGGGAAAUCAGGCAUCCGCAGGAGUAUGCGCCACAGGAAGCUGCGCGGGGAGAAAGCCCUCAUUGUCUCCGCCAACCAGACUCUGAAGGAACUCAAGAUCCAGAUCAUGCAUGCCUUCUCUGUCGCACCGUUCGACCAAAACCUGUCUAUAGAUGGCCGGUGUUUAACUGACGAUUCUGCCACACUAGGCAGCCUAGGAGUCUUUCCAGAAAGCAUCAUAUGUCUAAAGGCUGAUGAGCCUAUAGCAGAUUAUGCAGCUAUGGAUGAUGCAUACCAAGUCUGUUUGCCUGAAGAAGGAUUUAAAGGUACCGGGCUACUAGGACACUGAUCGAAGUUGGUGAUGGGGAUCCACACUAACAACAUCUAUGUGAAGACAAAAAAGCUUGAAUUAGGCUGAGGUGUUCAUUGAAGGGGUGAAGUUAGGUUUUGUUUUUUGUGUCCUGUUAUUUUUUGCUUUGUAACUUAAUGUUGCAACUCCUUUAAAGAGUGUCUGUCUUUGCUUUGGGGGAAAAAAGUGUGAUGGCUUUUAAUAUUACAAGAUGUUGAUGCAUUCUGUUAGUGCAUACCAUGACUGUAAACAGAUACGGGUCGAGACUUGAACUGAUCUUUUACAUAACGGGAGUCUCUCUUGUCGGUGGCAAUGUCAUGUUAUCCCGAGACGGUGGUCCGGUGUUUGGGUGCCCAUCGUGUUUUAUUUGCUGGACGAAACAUUUCUGUAAAAGUUAUCAGAGAAUAUUUCAUUUUCCACAGAGUCACAUGGUUACACUGCACUCUCGCUCAGAUAUACAUAAGAAUGCAUGAGCAACUUCAAUAUUAAAAAUAUAAGCGUCUGUUUAGCUAUGAUGACAACCCUCACCAAAAAAUUAACUUUAGCGAAAGUGAUGUCUAGAGAGACAAUGAUGAACAUAAAGACACAUUUCCAAACCGGGAAAAAUAAAUAAACCUUGCAAAAAUAGUUUAGACAUGUUCUGCUACUACUUGAAAUGUUAUGCAGGCAUUUGUGUGAACUAUUCUUUUCUGUAAGUCUUUCAUAUGGGCAAUAAAGUUACUUUUUUCA